AUGAGUGAGUUAAUUAGUUCGUGGUUAAAUGAAGAUAUGGAAUCACUAAAUGAUUCGUGUAGUGAUGAUAGUGAAAAUGAUGAAAAUACAAUAUCUGUAGAACGGCAUAAUCAAGAAAACUACGAGAGCGACGAACCUACCGAAAACACUAGCGAGGAAUCAGAACCUGACGAUGAAGGUGAGAAUGAAUACUACUUGGGCAAGGAUAAAAUUACCAAAUGGAAAAAAAAUCCACCUCCACGCAAUACCCGUACUGCUCAUUGCAAUAUAAUUACUCAUUUACCGGGAGUGAAACCUCAUGCGCGAAAUGCAAAAACAAUUAUAGAAUCUUGGUCACUUUUCUUUCCAGACAACGUUAUUCAAGAAAUUGUUACAUGUACUAAUAUCUAUUUGACCAAAAUUAGAAUAAAUUAUGGUAGGGAACGAGAUGUCUUGGAUACGAGUGUAGUAGAAAUACGAGCGUUGUUCGGUCUUUUGUACAUAGCUGGUAUGAUGAAAAGUAAUCAUCUAAAUUUGUCGGAUCUUUGGUCAAAUGAUGGGUUAUCUCCGGAGUAUUUUAGAGCUGUUAUGUCAAAAACGCGUUUUUAUUUAUUAUUACGAGCACUAAGGUUUGAUAAUAUAAAUACUCGCAGUGAAAAAAAAAAAUUUGAUAAAUUAGCACCUAUUCGAACUAUUUUUGAUGAAUUUGUUGAUCGCUGUAAAUUAAAUUAUACUGUCGGGGAAUAUUGUACCAUUGACGAGAUGCUUGAAGGUUUCAGAGGGAAAUGUAGUUUUAGGCAAUAUAUCCCUAACAAGCCCAACAAGUAUGGUAUAAAAACAUUUUCACUCGUAGAUGCUCGUUUAUUUUACACAACAAAUAUGGAGGUUUACGUAGGGAAACAACCUAAUGGUCCUUAUAAUCAAGGUAAUAGUGCAUCAAGUAUUGUCAAGAGGAUGAUUUCUCCAAUUUCAAAAACGGGUAGGAACUUGACCAUUGAUAAUUGGUUUACAUCUGUUCCAUUGGCCGUUGACCUGUUACAAAAUCAUAGAAUAACUAUGGUUGGGAGUUGGGACAAUUAG
Molecule: messenger RNA, 1059 nt
Organism: Macrosiphum euphorbiae (potato aphid)
Lineage: Eukaryota; Metazoa; Arthropoda; Insecta; Hemiptera; Aphididae
Source: the annotation of a GenBank genome assembly